Messenger RNA from Magallana angulata, 1313 nucleotides. Its product is annotated as collagen alpha-1(XXII) chain-like. Bases 2 to 1198 code for a protein of 398 amino acids. NCBI's taxonomy places the organism in Eukaryota, Metazoa, Mollusca, Bivalvia, Ostreida, Ostreidae. The transcript is spliced from 8 exons. The record is from RefSeq and is a predicted model, not a curated record.
UAUGGACGUUUUAGUCAGUAUGUUGUGUUUCAAAAUUGCCAUCUUUCUCUGUUCGGGAGUGAGUGGAUUCCUGAUCGAUAGCUCGAACAGUCCACUCAAGAAUCCAGUCGCAACACAAUCCUCACAUAGAAACUGCAGUUUGAUAGAAGCAGAUGUUGUUUUUCUUCUUGAUGCAUCGGGAAGUGUUGGCUCGGCUAAUUUUUUCCAGCAACUAAAUCUUGUGAAGACCUUUGUUGAAAACUCUAAUAUUGGGCCUUCAAAUGUCCAAGUCAGUGUAGUAACUUUUUCAACAAGAGUUCAGGAAGUUUUCAAUUUGAGCAGAUACCAAUCAAAAGAAGCACUUUUAAGUUCUAUGAACACAAUUAAAUAUUCAACUGGGUCCACUCAUACAUCUGAAGCAAUCCUUUACGCUGUCCAGCACAGUUUCACUCAUGCGGCGGGAGACCGUCCACUAGUGCCUAAUUUCUUAUUUGUGGUGACAGAUGGACACUCAACCUUCCCUUCACACACAACAGGGGCGGCGAAUCUUGCUCACCAAGCUGGAAUAAUAACAUUUAUAAUAGGCAUCGGAAGCUCUGUAUCAAGACAAGAACUUCAGGAUAUCGCAACAAGCCCUCAACACGUUUUUCAAGUCCCAGAUUUUAAUGUUCUUUCUAAAUUACAUAGUGAGCUGACAACAAAGAUAUGUGAAGUCCCAAAGGCAAUUUCAACGACAACAAUCACGAGUACAGCAAUUGCGUCAUCAGUGAAUGCAUUAUCCAGCAGUGUUUUAUGCUCCAACAAAUUACCAAGGUGUGGGGUCUACGGACGCACAGUAUGUUCAUCAUACGUCACAUGGGCCAAAGUCAACUGUCCACUCUAUUGCGGCUUCUGUACCGUUUCAACCAUGUAUGUGACAAUACCUACGAAAGCUACGACUACUUCUAUGGACACUACGAAAACAUCUCCAACAACAACACUUCCAUCAUCGACUACUAAAACAGAGUUAACGUGUCCUGCAUGUGAUGAAAAUCUAAACUGUGUUUGGAAUCGGGCAUGUUUCCAUGGAGAAGUUUGCAUGAUUCGCCAAUAUCACAACACACCGUUCACAGUGCAUUGUUCGAAGAAACAAGACUGCAUCUUUAUGAAGACUUUUGUGAAAGGUGCAGAGAUAAUGUGUUGCGAGGAUCAUCAGUGCAUCUCCCAUAUCGUGUCAUAGGAGUACAACCAGAUACAUGAACUGUCAGAUAUGCUGAAGUUAAUGUUUUUAAAAUACAAAUGGGGUGUUUUAUUAAAGUUUAGUCCUCAAUUGUUUGCACUUUCCAAUCCUCAUU